UUAUUUUAUUUAUUUAUUACUCUCUUAAUAAUCCUAGAAAAAACCUGUCCAACUAUCACUUUCAAUAACAGAGAAUUUGAGAUCUCAAAUUAUUAAUUUUCAGUAUAAAGAGAAGUUGAAGAGAAGGAACCUUCCAUUUUUCUGCUUCUUUUUUUGAUUAUAAUCUUAUAUCCAACACAUGAAGGAGCAAUAAACAAGCAUCCCUUUCUGUUUUUACUCAACCUACCAUUGAUUACUCUUUUUCCUUCUUCUUUAAACCUUCUUUCCAACAACACUUCAGAAGUUGUAAUUUCCUUUUCAACUAACAUUUAAGCCUUUUUUUCAUAUUGGUUUUUACUUAAUUCUGAUAUGAAACCCUUUAUGUCUUAAAAAGAUUGUAUUUUUAGCUCAGUUACCAAUUACCCACUUCCUGAUUUCAUGGAAUUUUCCCAUUUUUAUUGAUUAUUUAUUGAUGAGAGUGAAUUUGGUAUCUGGGUUUUUGUUUAUAUUCACAAUGAUUGUUGUUUUCUUUCUGUAAGUGCAGAUCCAAAGCUUGAAUUUGGUUCAUUUCUGAGUGAAUUUUGAUAACAGGAAUCAUUUUGUAUUCAACUAACAUGGCAUCUCAACUCCAUGCUGGAAUGUCCAAGAAAGUUGCCGGCGUUAGGCUUUGGGAAUUACUAGGGAUAAUAUUUGGAACUUUGAUGGUGAUAAUUCUUUCAAUAUUGCUUUAUCUGUGCUUUACCUCUAGGAAGAAAUCCCGACGAGCUAACAACACUUUACCUCUUAGCCAAAUUCCUCAAAUUUCCAGAGAAAUCCGCGAGAUUAAGGUGGAUCAAUUUUCACAAAAUGGGUAUGAUUGUUACCCCGAUGGAGUUAUGGAGAAACCGAGUGAUAAGGAUUCAGAUAGGCUUUUGGUUCAUCCUAGUGUCGAGAAAAUAAAAAAUGGAGAGAAUAGAAGUCACUCAGGUUCUUUUACUCGUAUCGAAAAAGAUGGCAUUGGUUCUACAAUGGGCGAUAAGUCUUCCCCACACCCGAUAAGUUCUCCAUCUCCGAUAUCUGGGCUUUCGGAACUCUCUCACCUUGAUUGGGGGCACUGGUUUACUCUAAGAGACCUUGAAGUUGCAACUGAUCGCUUUUCGAAACAGAAUAUUAUUGGGGAAGGAGGAUAUGGUAUUGUUUAUCGGGGCGAACUAUUCAAUGGUACGCCUGUUGCAAUAAAGAGGCUUCUUAACAACCUUGGACAGGCAGAGAAGGAAUUCAGGGUGGAAGUCGAGGCGAUUGGCCAUGUGCGACAUAAAAAUUUAGUUCGUCUUCUUGGAUACUGUAUCGAAGGAACUCACAGGCUACUGGUGUAUGAGUACGUAAAUAAUGGAAACUUAGAGCAAUGGCUUCAUGGUGCUAUGCGCCAAAAUGGGAAUCUCACUUGGGAGGCCCGUUUGAAGGUUCUUAUUGGCACCGCUAAGGCCCUUGCUUACUUGCACGAAGCCAUUGAGCCUAAGGUUGUGCAUCGGGAUAUCAAGUCGAGUAAUAUACUUAUAGAUGACGAGUUCAAUGCAAAGGUAUCUGAUUUUGGUUUAGCAAAGUUGUUGGGUGCGGGAAAGACUCACAUUGCUACAAGAGUGAUGGGCACAUUUGGGUAUGUGGCUCCAGAAUAUGCUAAUAGUGGUCUUCUAAAUGAGAAAAGUGAUGUGUAUAGUUUUGGUGUUGUUCUCUUGGAAGCUAUUACCGGGAGAGACCCAGUGGAUUAUGCUCGUUUACAGAACGAGGUAAAUCUGGUGGACUGGCUAAAAACUAUGGUGGGUAACAGGCGAGCGGAAGAGGUGGUAGAUCCGAACAUGGACACUAGACCCUCAACAAGGGCUCUUAAGAGAGCACUUUUGACUGCAUUGAGGUGUGUGGACCUCGAUUCUGAAAAACGGCCUAAGAUGAGUCAAGUUGUUCGAAUGCUUGAAUCAGAGGAAUAUCCUGUUCCUCGUGAGGAUCGAAGGCAUCGUAGGAGCCAUGCAGUAGAGUCUGAAUCUCCGAGCAAUAGUUUGAAGCCUAGUGUGUGAACACUUCAAAACAAAUUAAUUCUUCGAACAUUCAAUAUCAUCGUGUUUCCGUGCUGGGAAAUGAGUGGUAAAUUGGAUCAAGGUAUACACCGUAUAUAUAUAUAUAGAGAGAGAGUGAUUUUGGCGUUACGCCACCCUUUUUUUCCGGUUUCAUUUUACUGCAUUGGCUGAUUUUAUAGAACGGAAUAUGUUUCGUACCAAGUGGUGUGGGUAAAACACCGGACGGCUUUUGUACAGAGGUUUCUGUAGUUAGGGGACUUGUUGAUAUCUUACAGAAUAUUUUCCUAAAAAAAGAGACAGGGAAUGUUUGGAAAUUGUAUUUAGCAUAGGUAUCUUUGAAGAACAUGUUAUUGCAGUGUGUCCUAAAUUUAUUUGAUUUGGUGGAACAUAAAGAUCUAGAUUCGAUGCGCCGUUAAGGAAUUAUGCUUAAUUGUAUGCCAUUGCUUGUUUAUAAGCGUGUUACCAACAACCAACAAUUAAUAACUAACAGUACGUUACGUUGUUGAUUUGAUGGCUCGAAGGUCGAUCCUUUAUUCAUUAUAACAACUCGUCUUGUAUGAGACCGUCUCAUAAUGAGACGGGUCCAUAUAAUUAGCUGAUUGAAAUUGAAAUUGCUUAUUUUAAGAUUGCAAGUGAUUGUUUUAAGGUUAUAAGUAAUCAUUCUAAGACUAUGAAAAGUGCUUAUUUGAAAAGUGUAAGUGAUCACUUUAGGACAAAAAGUGUAUAUUGGGCUAGUUCAACAGACAUAGUCUCAUUUAAGAAUUAGUGUUAUAAGAAAGGGUUUUAAAGUUGUUUUCAUUGUAGGGAG
Messenger RNA from Amaranthus tricolor (Joseph's coat), 2838 nucleotides. Its product is annotated as probable receptor-like protein kinase At5g18500. Gene Ontology annotation, molecular function: protein kinase activity; ATP binding. The record is from RefSeq and is a predicted model, not a curated record. The transcript has 8 exons. Lineage: Eukaryota; Viridiplantae; Streptophyta; Magnoliopsida; Caryophyllales; Amaranthaceae. Gene Ontology annotation, biological process: protein phosphorylation. The coding region runs from base 594 to 2030 and encodes 478 amino acids.